CCUCGGCCAGACCUUAGGCCUACAUUACCGUCACCCGUCUCGCACUUUCGCGUCAAAGGAAGAAGCGAGUGGCUACCCUUUGGAGCACCAGAUCUGCUGCUGCUGACGGGCUCAAACGGCGACUCUGCAGCCCUUGGACAUAGUACGAGCUCGACGCCACUCGUUACACGUGCAUCUCUCUUUGACCACACCUUUCAUCCUUACGUCCUUUCGCCUUUGAAGCACAAGGCAAGAUGUUACCGGCUCAGAGAAACAAGAUCGACAUCAGCUCCCUCUCGGAGGAGGAGCAGAAGAUGUUUCGCCUUUACGGAAAGCUGCCGAACCGCAAAGACCUGCUCAACACCAAACUCAAAGAACGCAAGUAUUUCGAUUCCGGCGACUAUGCCCUGAGCAAGGCAGGCAAGGCCCCGCAGAAUGCCGUCGGCACCGCCAUUCCCAACCCGCAAGUCAUCCCUCAUGCCUCGACCGUCGGCAGCUCCAGCCCUCCCGGCUCGUGUCCUGGUGCGGUUACCUCCUCCGCCGGCUCUCCGGGAGGCGUCUCCUCCCCGGUAGCGGUGGCAUCAAGCACGUCGCCGCUUCAGGCGCAUCGCGGAUCCAUCGGUAUUCCAAGCGCUGCCGGUGCAGGCAUAGGAAGUAGCGCAACGGCGGUAUCCGCAGCGGCAGCGAACGCCAUGUCCACCUCGCCCACCACGUCCAGCUCGGCCGGCGCGACGGGUCGGCCAGCGCAUUCACAAGUCUCUACGUUUCCGAUCGGCUCGACCACUUCUACCCAAUCGGGCAGUGGCAGCAACUUUACUUCUGGCACGGGCAGCUUGCUAAACGCGGGCGUCGGCACGGCCAUGGGUGGCAGCGCCGCGGGUUUUGCGGGCGCACCUGGCGGUCACAGCCCUGCCAAGGAAGGGAGCGGGCUGGGCAGGAAUGAAAUCACCGCCGACGAUCUCAUGGAAGAGUGAGGUACGGGUACACGUACCCAUGGGAGCAGUGCAGAGUGAA
Tilletiaria anomala UBC 951 is the source of this 993-nucleotide messenger RNA. RefSeq names its product Endosulfine-domain-containing protein. The transcript is spliced from 2 exons. Gene Ontology annotation, molecular function: protein phosphatase inhibitor activity. Gene Ontology annotation, cellular component: cytoplasm. Bases 234 to 953 code for a protein of 239 amino acids. Lineage: Eukaryota; Fungi; Basidiomycota; Exobasidiomycetes; Georgefischeriales; Tilletiariaceae. The record is from RefSeq and is a predicted model, not a curated record.